AUGCUACAGGAUGAUGAUGAUGAUUUAGUGAAAAGGAUUAAGACCUUAUUGCCACAAAGAAACGUAAGUUGGAAAUUAAUGGAUUAUUUCUGUUUAAAGGUCUAUCCUUUUUUUCCCUUGGUAGACGAACUUGAUUUUAGAAAACAGUUGAAAGAGAUUAUAGAAGAGAAAAAUUAUAUGGAUGAGGGGUUAAUACGGUUAACAAUUAAAAAUAACGUGGAUUUUGCAGUAAUUGGUCUUUUUUUAGUUUUUUUAAGAUUGACCUAUUUAGCGUUAACAUCAAGCCUUAUAAAGAAAGACAUAAGCGCUGAUUUGGAGAAAAACGUUUUGGUGUCUAAUGUCAUAGGAAUUGGCGUGUUCAGGGUAGCGCAAUGUUGCUUUAGCCACUUUAAUUAUAAUCAAUGUAAUGAUAUUCAAGUUUUGCAGUUAGCACUCUAUAUUAAAAUUUAUUAUACGUAUGCACCGGAAGAAGGUGAUGGAUUAGACAACAGGCAUUCGCGUACAUUGAAUCCAGCAAUUAUUCAGAUGACAUAUUCAUUAGGGUUCAGUAGAGACCCUAGCCAUUUAUGUUAUAAGUUCAGCAACCCUAGACUAAAUAAUUUGGGUAGAAAGAUUUGGCAUUUUGUUAGGUGCUUAGACAAUGAAAAUACGAUUCUAUUUGGAGAUCCAUUAGCAGCUAGUAUUAUUCCAUUCGAUACAAAGAUUCCUUAUUAUAGCCAAGGAAUUGAAAAUAGCACCAACCAAAACUUAGAGGGUGAUAUAAUUCAGGUAUUUACAAAUAUAAAAACGCACUUGGAGUUAUUAAAAACGGUUUUUGAUAUUUUCUUCAAUGAAGAAGGAAUAAACAUAAAUCGACUUUUAGAUUCUUUUUCUUGCCUAGAAUCAUAUUUACAGGAAGGAGAUAUAAUUUUGAAAGCUCAAUUGAAUGUUAAUGAUCUGGUAACAUUGGAAAAUAUGGUUAAAUUGAAAGGUAUGCUUGAUAUAAGGUUUUUAAUGUCAUCAAUAUAUUUCAAAAUGUUUAUUCAUUACGAGAAAAAAAAGAACGAUGGCUUGGUAUACUUUUAUGCGAAGAAACUUUUGAAAAUUUCUGUUAUAGAUAUAUUUCCAUAUUACCUGAAAAUCCUAAAAGACACCAAUGUCUUGGAUGAAUUCAGCUUGUUUUAUAUUAUUCCAAGUUUGAUACGUCUAUCGCAAAAGAUUAUUUCUUCUCUAUCGUUUAUUUUGAUACGUGUAAAAUAUUUCGAGUUCCAAAAUGAACAUAGCGGAGGGUAA
Messenger RNA from Debaryomyces tyrocola, 1272 nucleotides. NCBI's taxonomy places the organism in Eukaryota, Fungi, Ascomycota, Pichiomycetes, Serinales, Debaryomycetaceae. The record is from the annotation of a GenBank genome assembly.